UGAAGGGUAAAUGUGGAGGGAGCCACAGAGAGGGUCCAAGCGUUUCUGAGAAGAGAAGCUGCCUCUUCCAGGAACAAAGUGGUGUCUGCUGGCUGCCUGGCCUGAGAACCUUCUGUGAGUUAAAGGGAACAAACAUGAGCGUUCGUGGUUUGCUACAGUGAUUUAGAAGAGGAAAGAGAGAGAGACAGAGGGAGAAGUCGCACCUUGGAGCAAGGCUGCUGUUGCAUCCCGCUGCUGCCCUUUAGGUGGCUGUUCCUGCAGCUGCAUCUGCUCUCAGCCAUCAGCUCAGUUACCUGAUUCUAUUUUCUGUGGAUUGUAAUGAAGUUGGAACUCAAUAGAAGCCUGGAGUAUUAAAAGGAUGAUAGCCAUUUUAAAGACAGCGAGGAGCUUGGCAUAAACAGAGGCAAAGGAGCAGGGCACGCUGCUACUCUGUGGGUGUUGAUUGAAAACUUCGAUCUGCCCACCGUUUCACGGUUGAUCUGAAGGAUUUCUCACUUGAUCACGGAGAGUAUUUCAAUUAAGGUCUCUUUAGAUGGAAUGUAAUAAAGAAGAAAGCUCCAGAGCAUCAAUGUGUGAAUUAGUGUCUCUCUACUAAAACAGAAAGCCCAGUGGUCACAGCCACAGACACUUCAACCCUGGAUCCUACGACUCCACAUUAAGUACUGGAGUAUUUAUUACUCUACUGUGGGAGAAAGUCUUUGCCAAUGCUUACAAGGAACUCUUUAUGCCUGCUUCUCUGGAUCCUGUUUGAUGGAGGUCUCCUAACACCACUUCAGCCACAGCCACAACAAACUUUAGCCACACAAUCAAAAGAAAAUGUUAUCCACCUGCCGGAGAGACAACCCCAUUUCCAGAGGGUUAAACGUGGAUGGGUAUGGAAUCAAUUUUUUGUGCUGGAAGAAUACAUGGGCUCCGAACCUCAAUAUGUGGGAAAGCUGCAUUCUGACUUGGACAAAGGAGAGGGCACUGUUAAAUACACGCUCUCUGGAGAUGGUGCUGGGACCGUUUUUACAAUUGAUGAAACUACAGGCGACAUUCAUGCAAUAAGAAGUCUGGACAGAGAAGAAAAACCUUUCUACACACUUCGUGCUCAGGCAGUGGACAUAGAAACGAGAAAACCCUUGGAGCCUGAAUCCGAGUUCAUCAUUAAAGUGCAGGAUAUUAACGAUAACGAGCCAAAGUUUUUGGAUGGACCUUAUGUCGCUAGUGUUCCAGAAAUGUCCCCUGUGGGUGCCUAUGUACUCCAGGUCAAGGCCACAGAUGCGGAUGACCCCACCUAUGGAAACAGCGCAAGAGUCGUUUACAGCAUCCUUCAGGGCCAACCUUACUUCUCUAUUGAUCCCAAGACAGGUGUUAUUAAGACAGCGUUGCCAAACAUGGACAGAGAAGUCAAAGAGCAGUACCAGGUCCUCAUUCAAGCGAAGGACAUGGGAGGACAACUCGGUGGCCUCGCGGGAACAACAAUUGUCAAUAUUACCCUCACUGAUGUCAAUGACAACCCACCUCGAUUCCCAAAAAGCAUCUUCCACCUGAAAGUUCCUGAGUCUUCUCCUAUUGGUUCAGCGAUUGGACGGAUAAGGGCAGUAGAUCCUGAUUUUGGAAAAAACGCAGAAAUUGAAUACAACAUUGUUCCAGGAGAUGGGGGAAAUUUGUUUGACAUUGUCACAGAUGAAGAUACACAAGAAGGAAUCAUCAAAUUGAAAAAGCCUUUGGAUUUUGAAACGAAGAAGGCAUAUACGUUCAAAGUAGAGGCCUCCAACCUUCACCUCGACCACCGCUUUCACUCUGCUGGCCCCUUUAAAGACACUGCUACAGUCAAAAUUAGUGUGCUGGAUGUGGAUGAGCCUCCGGUGUUCAGCAAGCCACUUUACACCAUGGAGGUUUAUGAAGACACUCCUGUGGGGACCAUCAUCGGGGCUGUUACAGCCCAAGACCUAGAUGUGGGCAGCAGUGCUGUUAGGUACUUUAUGGAUUGGAAGAGUGAUGGGGACAGCUACUUCACAAUAGAUGGAACGGAAGGAACCAUCGCCACGAAUGAAUUACUGGACAGAGAGAGCACGGCGCAGUAUAAUUUCUCCAUAAUUGCAAGUAAAGUUAGUAACCCAUUAUUGACCAGCAAAGUCAACAUACUGAUUAAUGUCCUAGAUGUCAAUGAAUUUCCGCCAGAAAUAUCUGUGCCAUAUGAGACGGCUGUAUGUGAAAAUGCCAAACCAGGGCAGAUAAUUCAGACAGUAAGUGCUGCAGACCGAGAUCUUUCACCUGCUGGGCAGCAAUUCUCCUUUAGAUUACCACCAGAGGCUGCCAUCAAACCAAAUUUUACAGUUCAUGACUUCAGAAACAACACAGCUGGAAUUGAAACCCGGAGAAAUGGAUACAGCCGCAGGCAACAAGAGCUGUAUUUCCUCCCUGUUGUAAUAGAGGACAGCAGUUACCCUGUCCAGAGCAGCACGAGCACAAUGACGAUUCGUGUUUGCAGAUGUGACUCUGAUGGGACCAUCCUGUCCUGUAAUGUGGAAGCAAUUUUCCUACCUGUAGGACUGAGCACUGGAGCUCUGAUUGCAAUACUACUAUGCAUUGUUAUACUCUUAGCUAUAGUUGUGCUGUAUGUAGCAUUGAGAAGGCAGAGGAAGAAAGACACCUUGAUGACAUCUAAGGAAGACAUAAGAGACAAUGUCAUCCAUUAUGAUGAUGAAGGAGGUGGGGAGGAAGACACCCAGGCUUUUGACAUUGGGGCUCUGAGAAAUCCCAAGGUGAUUGAAGAGAAUAAAAUUCGCAGGGAUAUAAAACCAGACUCCCUCUGUUUUCCUCGUCACAGACCGCAUGCGGAAGACAACAUAGACAUAAGGGAUUUUAUUCACCAAAGGCUACAGGAAAACGAUGCGGAUCCAGCUGCCCCACCAUAUGAUUCCCUGGCCACUUAUGCAUAUGAGGGAAAUGGGUCAGUGGCAGAGUCACUCAGCUCCAUAGACUCUCUCACCACAGAAGCAGACCAGGACUACGACUAUCUCACAGACUGGGGGCCCCGCUUUAAAGUCUUGGCAGACAUGUUUGGAGAAGAGGAGAGUCACAGUCCUGAUAAUGUGACCUAGGGAAGACGAAAAGACUGGUUAAUACACAUCUAGAGAAGAAAAUUUUAUCAAAAAUAUUAAGAAAAAAUGUUAACACACACACACACACACACACACACACACACACUUCCUGAAUCUACAGGACAAGAUUCCUUUGAUCAUGCAGUUUCUAGCAAUUUGUCCUAUUUACUGUCUUGUCAUUUUGGGUUAUUCUGAUAACACAAGAUAAAUCCUAUAAUGCGUCCUUGCUUUGUUUUGUCUUGUUAUUUCAGGAACACUCUGAGCAGAGCUCAGGUCUAUUAAAUACAAUUCACUGGCAUGACAACCUAGAAUGAAGAUAGCUAUGUGGCAUCACGGUGGAAGAGUGUGAGAUUUUUCUUAAUUCCACUAAAGUGCCUAUUGAAACUCUUAUCAUUGAACGUGGUGUACACAACAUUCCGCUGUGAUGGCUUUGCAGGAGUCUGAGAUGAAGAGGAACAAACCAGGCGUGUCUCUGUCAAGGAGCAAAAGCGACACGCUGACUCGCAUUCCUUUCAAGAACAAAGAAGAACACUUCCCAAACCCCAUCUUUUUAGAAGGCAAAUGUUUCCUUUUCAAAAUUGUAAACUGAAAAUUAUUUGUUUUUUCCUAUUCUUUCAGAAACUGGAAUAAAUGAGACAUGAAAUUCCAUAUGUAAGUCAUGAAUUCUAAGAGCAAUGCUUAAAUCAUAACAUUAUUUCAUGUUAAAGAUGUUAAUUAAGCUGUUAACUUUUCCAAAAACUAAAAUUAUAUACAGGAUAUUAUAAGGAUCCCUCUUUGUAAAACGAUGCCUCAGGGCUCAAAUUCCAACUUCAAAUAAACAUUGGUUUGCUUAAUUCUAAACUGGUAUGUGAAAACUGGUUUUAAAAUAUCAACAAAUCCUUUAAUUUCCCAGUCAAAGAUAAAGUUUCAGAUGUGUUUCUCCUGAAAUUUCUGAAAGAAAAAUAUAUGGCUCAUUUAAACAUGAGAAAAAGUCUCCAUUCAAAUUCCUAGCAUUUUCAUCAGUGGUACUUUGAUGAAUGAUUCCAAGAAAAUGCAUAUCAAAUAGUGUGAUUUAUAACAAGUACGAACUUUUAAUCGGUACUACUGAAGAAAUAAGAGUCAGGAACUUCUAAAAUCAAACCAAUGACUAAAUCCCAAAGGGAGCAAACCUUCAAUGCCAGGCAGCUGAUUCACUUGCUCUCGUGAUGUUGAUUUGAACUUUGUAAACUCAGUUUUUAUAUUGGCUCAGAGUCACCUUUUUCCAGUUUCUCAUCUACAAAAAUCCUAAUGUAAAUUACUCCUUAUAAUUCUUCUGACAGAACUUCUACAGUUUAUGCAAAUUCUGUGAAAUAGUAGGAUUUAUGACUACAUUAAUAAACAAGGCUCAAAUCAAUUGAACACGGGUUAUCCAUUAUUCAAAAUUUCACGUGAUACAGCAAAUGAAAACCAAACAUAAAGUAACAACUAUUCUUAACAAUGUGUUUGUAACAACUGACCACUUCUACCUAUGAUAUACAUAGAGAAUAAUUAAGGUUACUUAAAUAUGCAUACAUAAGAUAUGUUAUUAAAUAUCUGUGAAUAUCAUUAUCAUUUGUGAGGCUCUGAAAAUAAAAUUGCACACUGUGGAGUCUUAGAAAUGUAAAGGAUGGACAAAUAAAUUUUAGCCAAUUCUCAAAUGCAUAUUUUCAAAUUUUUUUAUAGUGUAGGGAUAUGCCCAUUGUGUCUGUGCUUUCCUUCUUCUUCAGGCUCAUCUUAGCCCUUUUGUGAUGGGAUUUCACGUUCUGAGUCAGCAAACCAUUCCACUGUUGUUUCCGUUUUCAUGUAAUAAAGAAACAAAUAAUUUCAGGAUUUCACACCUGAGAAAAGCAACUGUUUUAUAGAACUUAUAAUUGCAUUUCAUACUAGAGAAGAAAACACCUAAUAUGACCUAUUUCUUAUUUCACUAUGUAUGAAGAUUGUCUCCCGAAGGAGGUUAAUAUGCAAGACCACAUCCUAUAAAGACAGCAUUUUUAUUAAAGAUUGUCAUUGCUUUUAGUAUUUUCGCAGGAAAUAUAACUGCCUUUUCAAAAAGAUGCUAAGAAGAAGCCAUGAAGACAUGAAGAUCUGAGAGACAGAUUGUUUUAAACUACAAAACUAAGAAAAUAUGAAAAUAUGCAAUGUGGAGCACUUGGUUUCCAUCACACAUACCACUCCAAAUAUCUUUGUCAUUUCCUACAUUACAUCAUUAACUAUUAAGAUGAUCAUAACAACUUAUCACAGACAAAGUGUCUUUAAACAACCAAGUUUCCUCAUGUCUCAGAGAUGGGGUUUCCUCUCACCAUCUUCUAGUCUUGGAGAAAACCUCUUUUCCUUCCUUUUUUGUUUUUAUCUCUUUCUACUUUGGUAUGGUCUCUGAUUGUUUCUGUUUCUCUUUUCAUAAGGCAGCCUUCUUAUUAGAGAAGCAUCUACCCACAAGACCUCUUUUUACCUGGUUUACCUUAUUAAAGGCCUUAUCACCAAAUACUAUCCCAGUCUAAGGAAUUUGGGUUGGUUCUUGAGCAUGUGGAUUUGUCCAAUCCCAAUCUGAAGACUGUAACAAUAUAUACUUUUUAACUAGCAUUUGAUUGACAAUGACCAAUAAAAGUAAUAUGAAAAUAAUCUUAGAUAUAAUGAUCAAAAUAAUAUAUGAUGUGUAAAAGAGAUCCUUUGGUGCUUACAGUUAGAGGGGUAAUUAUAUCUUUUAGGCUAGUGAAAGGACUAAGCCUAAUAUUUCAAUACCGGUUACACUUGGGAUGUUUUUAUUCAUGCAAAUAGGUAUUGUCUUUCAUUCAAGCAUUAAGCAAUAUAAAAAUGCUGAAAAUUUAUAUGAAUGAUUUUAGCUGUAAACAACUAAACCACAUUUUGUUAUUGGCUUGCAUGUCUAUCUUUAUAGAUCUACAUAUGUACAUAUAUAUGACUUGUCUGUUGCCUUCAAUGCUUUUUAAAGAAGUGUACAAUCAAUAUACAAAAGUGAAGCAGUGUUAUUGAUGUAUACUAAAAACAAAUUUGCGUGCUUUGAACCAUAUUCACUCUUUUGACUCAAAUUGUCCUCUGGAUCAAAUUCCUUGGCCUCCAGUGUUUUAUUCUCUUUAGUGAAACUUAUUUGUUAUAUGCACUACCAUGUACAAUUAAUCAAAAUUUUCUUGUCCUUAACUUAUAGUAAUGACUGUAUGAAGCAUAGCAAAUAUUUUACCUACAGACUAAGAUCAUUUAAAGACCCAUGGAUAUUUGAAGUUGUACAUAAAAAAAUAUUUAAAUCGAGUAGGGAUUUGAUUGAUCAUUCAUUAAAACUCCCUAGUUCUACUUCAGAAAACUAUACAACUAAUUCUAUUGAUAUAUAUUAUUAUCUGUUAUAUAUUCAUAUAUAUAUAAUUAUUCUGUGAAGUAAAAAUAUAAAAACAUCAUAACAUAAUGAAAACCCAGAUAUUGAGGGAUGGAUGUUCUCCUUCCUUAAAGAUUAUGCAAAAACAUCAGUACUAUUAGGAAAUAUGAGGGUGUUAUACGAUACAGGGCAAUACCAUAAGAGAGCAGGCAUCCACCACAAGAAUUACAAAUACAUUGGAACAAUAAAAAUAAUAGCAACAACAAGAAAAACAAUAAAUAAUAAUUUAAAUUGAUAUAUAUAUGAAAGUAUUGUAUUUUAGUGGCUCCCUGAUUAAGUGUAUUUUUUAGAAUA
Microtus ochrogaster (prairie vole) is the source of this 6762-nucleotide messenger RNA. RefSeq names its product cadherin 12 (gene Cdh12). NCBI's taxonomy places the organism in Eukaryota, Metazoa, Chordata, Mammalia, Rodentia, Cricetidae. The record is from RefSeq and is a predicted model, not a curated record. Gene Ontology annotation, biological process: calcium-dependent cell-cell adhesion; adherens junction organization; homophilic cell-cell adhesion. Gene Ontology annotation, molecular function: cadherin binding; calcium ion binding; beta-catenin binding. Gene Ontology annotation, cellular component: adherens junction; plasma membrane; catenin complex.